AUGGUUUCCGUUGAAAUUGAACGAAGAAGACAAUUUUUAUUACAAAUAGCUCAAGAACUAGAUAUCACAUCAGAAGCAACAUCAGAUGAAAUAGUUGAAUUGUAUCUUCAAAAUCCACGUUUUUCUGCCAAAUUUCUUAAACAAAUUGAAAGAACCGGAAACAUUAACCGAGUUCUUGUCAUCGGACAAACAGGCGUCGGUAAAAGCAGCCUUAUCAACCUGAUGGCUGGCGAGCAUGUCGCACCUAUGAGUGAUUCGGCAGUGGGAUGCACAUUUGAUUUUAAUGUUUAUCAAGUUGAAUACAAUGAGGAAAUGUAUGAAUUGAUCGACACUAUCGGAUUGAAUGAAGGAUCCAAAGGUACUGUAACACAUAAAGAUGCACUGAAAAAACUUGUCAGAUUUAUCAAGCAAAAUAAACGUGGUUUUAAUUGCGUCAUUUUCGUAAUGGCAAAAGGUCGUGUAUUUGAUUCGUUUGAAAAGAAUUAUUAUUUAUUCUACAAGAGUUUAUUGAAAGAAGAUAUCCCAGCAUUACUUUACGUUGGCCACUGCGAGAAUGACGUUCCAAUGUCAGCAUGGCUCAAUAAUUCGACGAACGUAGAAGCUCUUGCGUCAUUUGCGUUUGCGGAGAAAAUUUGUGGCACAACACUUGAAGGAGGAUACUUCGGUGAUCAAUUGAAGAUUCUGAGAGAAGAAACAAGAGUUAAAAUGUGGUCAGCAGUCAUGGCUAAAAUGCUCGAUACACCAAGAAAAGUUGACGCCGAUCUGAAUAUGUUCAAACAGGUAUGGAAUUCUAUUUGUGAUUUCUUUGGUUUUAAUAAGAAGUUUCUCACCGAUCAAUUCCAUGCAUUUAUUGCCUAUUUAAAAUCAUUAGGUGUCGAUGAUGAAACACUCGAAGAAAUAAACAGUGAAUUACACUAA
Messenger RNA from Didymodactylos carnosus, 918 nucleotides. NCBI's taxonomy places the organism in Eukaryota, Metazoa, Rotifera, Eurotatoria, Philodinida, Philodinidae. The record is from the annotation of a GenBank genome assembly.